This is a messenger RNA of Arachis stenosperma, 1622 nucleotides long. RefSeq lists its product as uncharacterized. Bases 58 to 1392 code for a protein of 444 amino acids. The transcript is spliced from 10 exons. The record is from RefSeq and is a predicted model, not a curated record. NCBI's taxonomy places the organism in Eukaryota, Viridiplantae, Streptophyta, Magnoliopsida, Fabales, Fabaceae.
UAAUAAUGAUACGGUUUUCAAUUCACUUCACUUUCCAGAACGAACCAACUGCCAGCUAUGGCUUCUGCUACGUCUUUCUUUGCACUCUCUCCAACUUACUCUCUCAAACACCAAAACGCAAACUCUAACCGUCGUUUAUCCUUCUUCUCGCUUUCACCUUCAACGACGCGUCGUUUUGUCCCCGCCACUAUCUCUUGCAACCUCUCUAACAACCAUAAUUACGUCGACGACCGCAACCACAACAACAACAACAACACUGAACGACCCCAAUCUAACGCAAUUCAAGUUUACACCCAAAUUGAAAGGUUGGUUACGGAUUCUGUUAGACAAUCACAGGAUGCCUGGUGGGGUUCCAGAGAUUGGAGUGAAUUGGAGGGAGCAUGGAUUAUCAAACCCAAAAGUUCCAAACCGAAGUUUGUUGCACAUUUUAUUGGAGGUAUAUUUGUUGGAGCUGCGCCUCAACUUGCCUAUCGGUGGUUUCUUGAGCGUCUCUCAGAAAAGGGUGUAGUGAUCAUUGCAACACCAUAUGCUAGUGGGUUUGAUCACUUCCUGAUUGCAGAUGAAGUACAGUUCAAAUUUGAUAGGUGCUGCCGUGCGUUGCAAGAAACAAUCCAAGAUCUUCCCAUUUUCGGUGUUGGCCAUUCUUUGGGAUCAGUUGUCCACCUUUUGAUAGGAUCAAGGUAUGCGGUGCAAAGAAGUGGAAAUGUUCUGAUGGCAUUCAACAACAAGGAAGCAAGUUCAGCUGUCCCUUUGUUCUCUCCAGUUAUUGUCCCAAUGGCUCAAAGCAUUGGUCCACUCCUAUCAGAUAUUUUUGCUUCACCAACUCUACGUGCAGGGGCAGAGAUGACUCUGAAACAAUUCGAAAAUGUUAGUCCCCCCAUUAUGAAACAGGUUCUUCCUUUAGUUGAGCAGCUCCCCCCCUUGUACAUGGAUUUGGUCAAAGGAAGAGAAGAUUUUAUACCAAGGCCUGAGGAAACACGUCGACUUAUAAAAUCAUACUAUGGCAUAUCCAGGAAUCUUCUGAUAAAAUUCAAGGAUGAUUUAAUAGAUGAAACCCCAACUCUAGCACAGGUGCUUAGUUCAGAAGCAGCAAUUAGCUCAGUGCUAGACAUGUCAAUUCGCAAGCUGCCUGGAGAUCAUGGUCUUCCAUUGCAGCAGGCCUUACCAGAUGUUCCACCAGCAAUGGCCGAUGCCGUUAAUCGCGGAAGUGAGAUUUUGUCAAAUCUUGCGGUAGGAACACCAUGGGAGACAGUUGCCAAAGAAGUAGGGAACACUUUUGGUAUCGACUCACAAGUCCUCCGUGCAGAAGUAUCGAAGGACAUGGAUCAGCUUGUGGAUGUGAUAUCUUCUUGGAUGGCCUCCAACGCAGGUCCUAAAGUCUUGAGGCCGUAGGGUGCGAGUUAAUACUUGCGCACCCUUUAAGUUUCAGUUUCUGUGUAGAAAUGUAUAGAAAAAUCAAAGUUGGCAUAAAUAGUGUAAUACCAAUCUUGUGAAUCAGUGAAUCCUUACAGGUAAGUGAUUAGAAGUUUAGAACUUUGUCUAUCAUUAGGUGAUGUAAAAAUGUGAUAUAUGUUGUGACAGAAAAAUUGAUAUGGAAAAUAAAAUUUGAGUAUUGGAAGACA